UUUACUUCCUAUAUGCUCAGUGCUUUUAAAUUUACUUCUUGAAGGUGCAUAGAUUUUGCAUUGCUUGUGCUCGAUUGUUUCUAGAUUGUAGCAUUAUAGUUCAUCUGAACUUUUGCCAACAAUGUGAACCUUUUGUUUCCUCUGAAUGUUUUCUGGCUGUGCAAAUCAUACGUACUAAAACUAAUUUGGAUAUGGGAGAGCUACAGCCAAAAAAUCUGAAACAUAAGUUGGAAGAGGUGUGUCCCCUUUCCCCCCAGUGUUGUAUCUACAGGGUUCCAAAGAGACUACGUGAUGUGAAUGAGAAGGCAUACACACCUCAGGUGGUCUCAAUAGGCCCGCUUCACCAUGGUAGAGAAGGCCUAGAAGCCAUGGAAGAUCACAAAAUACGGUAUGUGAAGGACUUUCUGGAAAGGACCAAGGUAAGCAUGGAGGAAUGUUUGAAAACCUUGAAAAAGUGGGAAACAAAAAUCCGUGCUUGUUAUGCAGUAAAAAUUGAAUACAAUGAAACUGAGCUUGUGGAAAUGGUUCUUGUAGAUUCCAUUUUCUCCUUUGAGCUCCUGCUGAGGUUUUCUUACCCAACACUGCAAGAGGAAAAGGUUGACCGUUUAUUCGGAAAACCACGGAUGCUAAGGGACAUAACAUAUGACAUGUUAUUGCUUGAAAAUCAGAUCCCAUUCUUCAUUCUUGAGUAUCUUUAUUCCUUAGCCCUUGCCAGUAAUACCAUUCCUCUGCAACAUAAUAUGGUGCUUUCUAUGUCUGAGCUUACCCACCGGUUCUUGCAUAAUAGGGUAUACAUAAGGCCAUUUGAAGAAAUGAAGGAGAAAAUCAACCAUGAAGGAACAAAACAUUUUGUUGAUUUUGUCCUCACAUGUCAUCGACCUUUAGAGCUUCCCCAGAAGAAGAGACUCAAGACUUUAACCAUACCAAGUGCAACAGAAUUAUACCAGUCCGGAGUUAAAUUUGAGAAUGUCAAUGACAAAAACAUAUUUGACAUAAAAUUUGAGAAUGGGGUCCUGAAAAUUCCACACUUGAGAAUCAGAGGGUCAACAGAAAUUUUCUUUCGGAAUCUCAUUGCCUACGAGCAGUGUGAGCUCCAUGAUCACUACAUCAACGAUUAUGUGUUCAUCAUUGACCGCCUGGUUGACAGUUCCAAGGAUGUGGACUUGCUUGUUAAGAGUGGAAUCCUUGAAUCUAAGCUACCGGAUAGUGAAGCAGCGGCAAGUUAUAUCAACUCCCUUGACUUGGGGCCUGAGGAUCCUAGAAGGAGCCUAGAGGGGGGGUGA
Messenger RNA from Rosa rugosa (rugosa rose), 1283 nucleotides. Its product is annotated as putative UPF0481 protein At3g02645. Bases 192 to 1283 code for a protein of 363 amino acids. NCBI's taxonomy places the organism in Eukaryota, Viridiplantae, Streptophyta, Magnoliopsida, Rosales, Rosaceae. The transcript is spliced from 2 exons. The record is from RefSeq and is a predicted model, not a curated record.